AUGAUGACGAUCGAGGGUGUAGUGGACGCGUACUCAUGUAGUGGCUCAGAGGCCACGAUAAACCCUGCCCCAGCCAACGCGUGGCAGACGUCUUUGAGAGGCGGCAACGCAGCGACGGCGCAGCGCCGGCUCAUCCCGCAGAGCCAGUCCUCCGUGAGUCUCGACACGAAUCUCGACGUGUGGGACAACGCCGUGACCGAGGAGGACGUGGAGAAGUACGCGGCGGAGAACUGCUGUGGCAGAAACACCGCCACGUACUGCAACGCAGCGAGCAGCAGCAGCAACAUCAUCAACGAUGAGGCGUCAGAGGCAGAGGCAGAGGGCUGCAUUCCGUACGACUACGAGUCAGAGAUGGAGGACUGCAGUCGGUACACCUUCAGCACCGGUCCCUACAGUCCCGCCACCACCGCCGCCCUCGCCGCAGCCGUCGCACCAUCUUCGGUAACGGGGUGGCGCACCGCGCGUCCCGACACGCCAUGCGAGGCGACGAUAGUUCCGCUGCCCCGCACCACGUCCCCACCGCUACAGCAGCCGGAACGCGACCCCCACUGCCCGCAGUGGUGCGAGCGGCAGCAUCGCGACAACGAGGCCCACCACGCGAGUCAGUGCUACGCCUGGCAACAGGCAAUGCGGCACUCCACGUCGUCGUCGCCGGAUCAGAUGCGCUACGCCCUGCGCUCCUUUGUGCGGGAGGCGCGCUGCCGUGAACUGCAGGCGCUGCACUCGCAGCCGGCGGUGUCGUUUGUGCGGAUGGACGCGCCGCUGUCCGAGAGCCGCACGCGCUCGUCGAUGCGGGCCUCCUGCUUGCUGGCCUCCGCCACCUCGACAGCCCAACGCAAGGCCCGCUACAUCCAGAUCAUCACGGGGCACUGGAAGGCGCUGGAGAUGCGCGUGGAGGAGCUGCUCGCGGAGACACAGAAGGAGAGCCCGGCGACGAGCGAGAGCCACCUGCGUUCCAUCGGCUACGCCCUCAACGCGCUCUUCCUCUUCAGCAGCGACCCGGCACACAUUAUUCGGGAACUGAACAUGGCCCAAGUGGAGGAGCAGCGACGACAGCGGCACGAUCGCGAGGCACAGCUGCUGGCCACCCUAGAAACCCAAGGUCGUCUCUUCGUGCUACCCACCCUCUACGCAGAAGAAAGCGAGGAGCCCACACCGGUUCUCCAUGUGGAGGAGACCCCGCGGCUGGCGGGGAGGGGCGGCGAGUUCAUGCACCCGUGGCAGCUGCUGUCGCCCGACGCAUCCGUCUACUCCCUGGCGCCAAGCUCCGCGCCCGACUCCAUCGGUGAGCUCUCCCCUUCGCUCUCCUGCUGUACGGUCCCGAGCGAGACGUGCACGCCGACGUGGCGGGCCUCCAGCGCUGCCCACCUCUCGUCCCCCCUGCCCCCCUUGGGCAGCCACACGCCGACCUGGAAAGACAUGCAGCCGCCGCGACUCUCCAUGCUGGACCUCUUCAUGACGGCCCCGGCGGUGGUGCCCUCCACCGUCAUCGCGAACAGCGAGACGAGCGUGCCGUACGUGAUGCCGGUGGAUCCGAGCUACGCCCUGCACGCGCUGAACCGGCAAGAAGCCCUGUCCCGUACGACGCUGGCGAAUUCCCUCUCCUCGCCGCAUCUCUCCAGCUCCCAUGUCGUGCGCAACGCGGGCCCGUUCACGUCUGCCACGACGGGCGGCCGCCUUCAGCCGCUUACACUGGACACCGCCGAAGACAGCUGGGGCUCCUUCACGGAGGAGGAGGAGAACUUGUGCGAGUACGCCGACACUGUGAAGUUUGCAGAGGCCGGCUUCUCGCUGCUGAACUUCCACCCGCGGGAGAGCUCGACGAGCCCCUCAACCGCCGCGACGACGUGCGCAACGCUGACGGAUGGUUAG
Leptomonas pyrrhocoris is the source of this 1872-nucleotide messenger RNA. RefSeq lists its product as hypothetical. The record is from RefSeq and is a predicted model, not a curated record. The coding region runs from base 1 to 1872 and encodes 623 amino acids. Lineage: Eukaryota; Euglenozoa; Kinetoplastea; Trypanosomatida; Trypanosomatidae. The transcript has a single exon.